Molecule: messenger RNA, 3640 nt
Organism: Rotaria sordida
Lineage: Eukaryota; Metazoa; Rotifera; Eurotatoria; Philodinida; Philodinidae
Source: the annotation of a GenBank genome assembly
AUGAUUGAAUUAUCACACUUACCACAUGAUUUUAUAAUUCCGAAAAUUCGUAAUAGUUUUAUGAGUCAAUUUCUUAAUCAAGAUAAUAUUUAUUCAUAUUCACCUGAACUUUCAAUGAAUAUAUAUAAUAAAAAACGUACAGUUAGAACAUUACAUAAGCCAGAAUAUCGACCAAUAGGUGAAACUAUGAAACGAACAGCUGUAAACAAUAUUAUCAGAGAUGCAAGUAAUCAACGUUUAUUAAGUGGUGAUGCUAGUCAAGUAAAUUUAGCAAGCAUAUUUGAUAAUAAAUUAUCAAUAUUCGCCCAAAAAAAUAAAAUUGGACUUGAUCGAAAAAAUUCCAUGCGUCGUUCAGAUUAUCGAUUAAAACCAGUACAUUUUAUACGUGAAAAUGGAGAUAUUGAUGUAUUACAUGGUCGAAGUCAAGAUGUUUAUGAUAUCAAAGUAUUUCAAUAUCGAAAACAACAAGCUGAAUUAAAAGGAAAUCAACAGGAAGAAGAUCUUCGUGAAAAUCAUCCAUAUUUUGAUAAACCAUUAUUUAUGAUCGCACGGGAAAGUAAUUUUCGAAAAUUUUGUCAACUUUUUGUCGAAGCUCGUUAUAAUGCUAAUACUAAAGAUUAUCUUGGACAAGAAUCAAAAAUUAGUCGAUAUAAACAAGGACAUAAAUUUCUUGGCUUAGUUACAUAUCUUGAUUGGAUUAUGAUAUUUGUAACAAUAUUAUCAACAGUUAGUAUGUCAUUUGAAACACCUGUUAAUAGAAUUGUUGAUCAACCUUUAUUACAAAUAGCGGAAUAUAUGUUUGUUAUUUUUAUGAGUUUUGAAUUAACAUUAAAAAUUUUUGCACAUGGUUUAUUUUUUACACCAAAAGCAUUAAUUCGAGAUAUUGGUGGAGCUAUUGAUGUAGCAGUUUUUUUUGUUGGUCUGAUAUUUCUCUGUUGGUUACCACGAAAUGUUCCAGUGAAUAGUGUUGCUCAAUUUCUUAUGCUUCUUCGAUCAACGCGACCUUUACGAAUUUUUAUUUUGAUACCUGAUGUGAGAAACGUUGUCUAUGAAGUUUGUCGAGGAUUUAAAGAAAUUCUAUUGGUAUCGAUUUUACUCAUUGUAUUGAUGUUUAUGUUUGCUAUUUAUGGUGUUCAAAUCAUUGGUGGACGAUUAGCUCGUUGUAAUGAUAUAGCUUUUUUUAAUGAUCAAAAAUCAUGUCAUGGAACAUUUUGGAGGAAACUUUAUGUAUCAAAAAUGAAUGUUAGUAAUGAUGAUCCAGUUAUGUUAGUACCACGUGUAUGGGCUAAUCCACAUAAUUUUAAUUUUGAUUAUAUCGGUAGUGCUAUGUUAGCUCUUUUUGAAGUUCUAUCACUUGAAGGAUGGCUUGAUAUACGUGAUAUUAUUAUGGAACGUAUGGGUCCAGAACAUGUUAUAUUUGUUCAUAUAUUUGUAUUUAUUGGUACACUAAUUGGUUUAACUCUAUCUGUUGGUGUUGUUAUUGCAAAUUAUUCAGAAAAUAAGGGAACGGCUUUAUUAACAGUUGGUCAACGUCGUUGGAUGGAUUUAAAAGGUCGUAUAAAACUUGCUCAACCAUUAAAUAGACCACCUCGACCAGAAAAUAACAAAUUUCGUUCAUAUGUAUUUGAUAUAACACAAAAUCGAUUAUUUAAAAAAUCUUCUGCCGUACUUGUUCUACUUAACUGUGCAUUACUUUAUAAACCAUGGAAAGUUAAUGAACAAAUAACACAAAUAUCAGCAUUAACAUCAUCUUUAUUUACAUUUUUGUUUCUUGUUGAAGCUGUUAUGAAAUGUAUUGCACUUGGUUUUGUUGGUUAUUGGCAAUCAUGUCGUAAUCGUUUUGAUUUAUUAGUUACUAUACUUGGUAUUGGUUGGAUUGUAUUAAAUUUUAUUUCUAUUAGCAAAAUUGAACUUCAAGAAUUUAGUAAUACAUUUGGAUUUACUGUCAUUAUACUUCGGUUUUUUACUAUUGUUGGAAAACAUGCAACACUUAAAAUACUUAUGUUAACUAUUAUUGUAUCAUUCUUUAAAUCAUUUUUUAUUAUUCUUGGCAUGUUUUUACUUAUGUUAGUAUAUGCCUUGGCUGGUGUUAUACUAUUUGGUUGUGUUAAAUUUGGUCUUGAACUUGGACGACAUGCUAAUUUUAAAACAGUACCUAAUGCAAUUGUUCUACUAAUGAGAAUUGUUACUGGUGAAGAUUGGAAUAAAAUAAUGCAUGAUUGUAUGGUUGCACCACCACGAUGUACACGUGGUGGUUCCUAUUGGGAAAGUGAUUGUGGAAAUUCAACAGCUUCUAUACUUUAUUUUUGUUCGUUUUAUAUUAUAAUUACUUAUAUCGUAUUAAAUCUUCUGGUGGCUAUUAGUAUGGAAAAUUUUUCAUUAUUCUAUUCAAGUGAAGAAGAUCCAUUACUUAGUUAUACUGAUAUUCGUCAUUUUCAAACAGUUUGGAAUAUGAUUGAUACAGAACGUAAAGGUAUUAUACCAGUUCGACGUGUAAAAUUUUUAUUAAGAUCACUUCGAGGAAGAUUGGAAGUAGAUGCAAAAAAACUCUAUAAACAUAUGUGUUAUGAAAUUGAAAAAUUAAAUAAUGGUAAUGAUGUAACAUUUCAUGAUGUACUUAAGUAAAUAUAAAAUUAAUUUUAAUUUUUUUAUGUCGUCAAUUUUUAUGCAAGACGAUCUAUGAACUACAGAGUAUUCCAAAAGUUUGCUACAAAAUAAAAUUUGAAUAACUCUUCUGCAAUUCAAUUAAAUUACAUAUUUCUUUUACGAUUUGAUUCCAUACUCACCAAAGUUUUAUUCAGCAUAUUUUAUAUAAAAUGACUGUACACCUACGAAGAUUAGAAUAAAAAUUGUUUUGUUAGUGGAUAACUUUGAGUUAUUGAAGAUUGUGAAACAAAAUUUGCGCAUAAAACUGGACAAAGAAAUGUCAAAUAAACAUAGUAUUAAGGAAUUCUCUCGAUAACGCCUUACAGUAACAACACAAGAAAGCAUCGCUGAAGUACAUGUUGAUAGCAAAAAUGUAUGAACAUCAAAUGUUGCAUCUGAUUGCAAAGUUUAUUUAAUAGCAUAUUGAAUCCUGCCAGAGCUGAGUAAAUGAUUCAACAAAGUGAGAUUUCGUCUGAUUUUAACGAUUAAGUACAUCAAUGUCAGAGUUACAUUUUUUCCUAUCACGACGAAUUUCGAGAGAAGGUUUUAUUUGAUGAACUCUAUAUUCAUAUCACCUUAGUGCGAUUCGAACUUUUUUUAUGCAAACACAUAAAAGACGAUGUCUAUUAAAGAUAACAUUGAAAUAACAAUAAGAAUCAGUAGCAAAAAUAAAACGAUUUCAUAGAAAAUUCUAUAGAAUGUUAUUUUUCAAAUAUUUGACAACAGUGAAAUUGCGUGUUUCAAUUGAGUCCAUAGGCAGCGAAAUGUUUUGACUCUAGGAUCGGCUCAACAUUUGUUAUAAGAUCCUCAUCUAGAAGUUAAAAAUGACAGAAGAAAGGUUUUUGAAUACCACUUAGAUAGAAUACAAUCAGUGUCUGCUAUCAAAUUCACAUUUUGCAACGUGUAACAGUGAUGCAGAUUAGAAAAAAAUUUGCAACUUGCAUAAAAAAAUAGGAAUUUGAAAAAACAUGCGACGUUCGAAAGAGGAUAUUCU